Aspergillus tubingensis is the source of this 831-nucleotide messenger RNA. Its product is annotated as proteasome regulatory particle base subunit RPN10. The record is from RefSeq and is a predicted model, not a curated record. Lineage: Eukaryota; Fungi; Ascomycota; Eurotiomycetes; Eurotiales; Aspergillaceae. Gene Ontology annotation, biological process: proteasome-mediated ubiquitin-dependent protein catabolic process. The transcript has 4 exons. Gene Ontology annotation, cellular component: proteasome regulatory particle, base subcomplex; cytosol; nucleus. The coding region runs from base 1 to 831 and encodes 276 amino acids. Gene Ontology annotation, molecular function: polyubiquitin modification-dependent protein binding.
AUGUCGCUCGAAGCUACCAUGAUCAUUGUCGACAAUAGCGAAAGCAGCAGAAAUGGCGAUUAUACCUCGACACGAUGGCAAGCUCAGAUCGACGCCGUGAGCGUCAUUCACACCACUAAGAUGCGCGUGCACCCUCAGUCUGCUGUCGGCCUUAUGAGCAUGGGUGGAAAGGGUCCCGAGGUCCUUUCGACAUUUACCACCGACUUUGGUGGUAUCUUGGCCGGUCUGCAUCGCACGAAGAUCCAUGGCACUGCCCACCUUAGCUCCAGUAUACAAGUUGCCGGUCUUGCCCUCAAACACCGCUCCGAGAAGUCCCAGAGACAGCGCAUCAUCGUGUUCUCCUGCUCUCCCAUCGAAGAAGACGAGAAGACAUUAGUGAAGCUGGCCAAGAAGAUGAAGAAGAACAAUGUGUCCAUCGAUGUGAUUGCCUUCGGAGAUCUGGAGUCCGAUCAGACCAAGAAACUGGAGGCAUUCGUCGAGAACGUCAAGGGUGGCGACGGCUCUAACCUCGCCAUCAUUCCCCCGGGCCCCAACUUGCUGAGUGAGGAGCUUCAGGUCACUCCCAUCCUCGGUGGGGACAGUUCCGGUGCCGAUGGUGCAGGUCCUGAAGGUGGUGAUGGUGGCUUUGGAUUCGAGGAUGCGGCUGAGAACGACCCCGAACUGGCAUUCGCCCUCCGUCUAUCUCUGGAAGAGGAGAAGAACCGGCAAGAAAAGGAGAAGCGGGACCGGGAGGAGCAAGAGCGCAAGGCCAACUUGGACAACAUUCCUGAGGAGGGCUCCAGCGGGAGCAAAGACAAGAAAGAGGAUGGUGACAAGAUGGACACUGCUUAA